Messenger RNA from Daucus carota subsp. sativus, 1730 nucleotides. RefSeq names its product CBL-interacting serine/threonine-protein kinase 6. The transcript has a single exon. Bases 298 to 1551 code for a protein of 417 amino acids. NCBI's taxonomy places the organism in Eukaryota, Viridiplantae, Streptophyta, Magnoliopsida, Apiales, Apiaceae. Gene Ontology annotation, molecular function: ATP binding; protein serine/threonine kinase activity. The record is from RefSeq and is a predicted model, not a curated record. Gene Ontology annotation, biological process: signal transduction; protein phosphorylation.
GCAGUGAAGCAGACGAUCGGUUAACACACAAGCCCACUUUGCAUAUUCUGGUAUCAUCUCCCUUCUUUUGUUUAUUCCCGUUUUGCCCUCACGCUCUGGGAAUGCAGAGAGAUGAGAGGCACUUGGUCUUGUAACCGUGGUACAGCUUCUAAAGCUACCGGCGGUCGCAAUAGCCACCGCAAAUACGUCGAAGACGGGUGAUCAAUUUAUCGUAACAACACAAACACAAAAACAUAUCCAGUAUAUCCCGCUUUUAGUUUCGGUUUAAUUUUUUGUUCUUGAUUUUAUAUAAUUGUAAUGGCGGUGGAAGAUCGAAACGGAGUGCUUCACGGGAAGUACGAGCUAGGCAGGCACCUCGGCCACGGCACGUUCGCGAAAGUGUAUCACGCACGCAACCUCCAUACCGGAAAAAACGUGGCGAUGAAAGUGGUCGGAAAAGAGAAGGUUAUCAAGGUAGGCAUGAUGGAGCAAGUGAAGCGCGAGAUCUCCGUGAUGAAAAUGGUGCAGCACCCAAACAUUGUGAAACUCGACGAAGUCCUCGCCAGCAAAACCAAAAUCUACUUCGCCAUGGAGCUCGUCCGCGGCGGCGAGCUCUUCGAAAAAAUCGCGAAAGGAAAGCUCAAAGAAGAUGUAGCUAGAAACUACUUCCAGCAGUUAAUCUCCGCCGUUGAUUUCUGUCACAGCCGCGGCGUUUACCACCGUGACUUGAAGCCGGAGAAUUUGUUGUUAGAUGAAGAGGGGAAUUUAAAAGUUUCGGAUUUCGGAUUGAGUGCUUUUUCCGAUCAUCUUAGACAGGACGGGCUGUUGCACACGACGUGCGGCACGCCGGCGUACGUGGCGCCGGAGGUGAUCGGAAAAAAAGGCUACGACGGCGCGAAGGCGGAUAUCUGGUCUUGUGGUGUUAUUUUGUAUGUGUUAUUAGCGGGAUUUUUGCCGUUCCAGGAUGAUAAUAUUAUGGCCAUGUAUCGGAAGAUUUAUCGAGGUGAUUUUAAAUGUCCGCCUUGGUUUUCAUCGGAUGCGAGGAGAUUGGUGACCAAAUUAUUGGAUCCGAACCCGAACUCUCGGAUCUCGAUUUCGAAGAUCAUGCAAUCUUCGUGGUUUAAGAAAUCGAGUAUUCCGAAGCGGUUAGAGACCGAGGAGGAUGCGUUUGGCGCGAAGUGUAAGGAAACGGAGACGCUGAAUGCGUUUCACAUAAUUUCGUUAUCGGAAGGGUUUGAUUUAUCGCCUUUGUUCGAGGAGAAGAAGCGGGAGGAACGGGAGGAAUUUAAGUUCGCGACUACGAGAUCAGCGAGCAGUGUGAUAUCGAAGCUGGAAGAAGUGGGAAAAUCGGUGAAAUUCAGCGUGAAAAAGAGCGAUUCGAGUGUUCGGUUACAAGGAAUGGAGUGCGGGAGGAAGGGGAAGUUGGGGAUCGCGGCGGAGAUUUUCGCGAUGAAUCCGUCGUUUUUAAUGGUGGAGGUGAGGAAAUCGAGCGGCGAUACGUUGGAGUAUAAUCAGUUCUGCAGCAAAGAGCUCCGGCCGGCGUUGAAAGAUAUUGUUUGGACGUCGGCUUGAUUAAUUGUGAUUAAUUAGUCAUUGUUUGUUGUUUAUCGAUUUGUUUAAUGUUAAUGUGGAGUUUAGUAAUGGGAUUUGUUGUUAUGUGCAUGUGAUGAGUGUGAUUGGAAUGUGAAGAUGUUUAAUGAUGUAAUGGAUUCUGAAUCGAGUUGGGUAUGAAGCUGUUUCCUUGUUUGCAA